GCGCACUGCAGUAAGGCUACAUUCAGCAAUGCACGCGAUUGGACUGUGGAUGUGAUGGAUAUUGAGUGUUUGUCGGCAAAAGAGAUCACAUUUGGGUUUUCAUUAAGAACAAAGUUUGCUUGCAUGAAAACAUCAGUUGAAUUAAUAGCGUUUGUGCAGUUCCUCAUCCAGUGUGACUGAGUGGUUCAAAGCCACUGUAUCCUUCAACAGAUGAGAAGCAACCAGUUCCUACAACUUCAGUUGCCAGCACUAGGGGAAAAGAAUGGUGUUUAUGGCAGAAAUCUCAAAACAUAUCGAAAUCAUCCCACAAAAAUAAUCACCCAGCCUGGAAUCGUAAUGAAAGUGUUGCGGAGAAAAAGAAUCAUACUGUUUAUAGCGUAUUUUCUGCUGUUAGUUCUUACCAUGUUGAACUUGGCUAACUACAGGUGGACUAAAGAACCUCAACAGUGUAAUCUCCAGAUGAGAAGCAUUCCAUAUCAGGACAGGUCAGACAUUCGAUUCCUUUACAGACCAUCUCUUGCUAAGAAGAGACAGCUCGUCUAUGUUUUGACCACAUGGAGGUCUGGCUCAUCCUUUUUCGGAGAGCUAUUUAAUCAACACCCAGAGGUUUUCUUUCUGUAUGAACCGAUGUGGCACAUCUGGCAAAAGCUGUACCCGGGAGAUGCUGUGUCCUUACAGGGAGCAGCAAGGGACAUGCUAAGCUCACUGUACCGCUGUGAUCUUUCAGUUUUUCAGCUGUACAACAGCCCUGGGGGCAAAAACUUCACCUCCCUUGGACUUUUUGGGGCCACACUUAAUAAAGUCAUCUGCUCGUAUCCUCUUUGCUCCGCUUAUAGGAAAGAAGUGGUUGGGAUGGUGGAUGACAAAGUGUGCAAAAAAUGUCCUCCACAAAGCCUCAGGCUCUUAGAGGAAGAAUGCCUUAAGUACAACACUAUAGUCAUAAAAGGGGUCCGGGUUCUGGACGUUAAUGUUUUGGCGCCCCUUAUGGAGGAUCCGUCUCUGGAUCUCAAGGUGAUUCACCUUGUGCGAGAUCCCAGAGCCGUGGCCAACUCCAGGAUCAAAUCGAGGCACGGGUUGAUUCGUGAGAACUUGCAGGUGGUUCGAAGCAGGGAUCCCAAACUGCGUCGGAUACCCUUUGUGGAUCCUGGCCACAAAAUUAGCAAAAAGGACGGAGCAGAUUACCAUUCGGUUGGAGCUAUGGAGGUGAUAUGUGAUCGGACGUACAGGAGCCUGUGGACUGCCUUAAAUCCGCCCAGCUGGCUGAAAGGGAAAUACCUGGCGGUGCGCUAUGAGGAUCUGGUGGAAAACCCUGUCAAAACGCUCCGGAAUGUUUAUCAAUUUGCUAAUCUCAGUGCCAACCUUGACAUCGAGUCUUUUGCUCUUAACAUGACGAAUGGCACAAGCUCUUCCUCAAAGCCAUUUAUUGUGUCUGCCAGGAAUGCGACACAGGCGGCCAGUGCAUGGAGAACAGUGUUGAGUAUUCAACAGAUAAAACAAGUGGAGGAGUACUGCCAUCAUGCAAUGGCAAUCCUGGGUUAUGAACGUGUGAGAACAGCUGUAGAAGCAAAAGACUUGAGUAAAUCUUUAUUGACUGCUUCCAAACUGUGACAGAGUUCCCUCCCCAGAGAAAUGCCCACCUGAAACGGAGCACCAACUCUUUAUGGAAUGUCAUAGCACUUUGUGGUCAUUCAAUAGCACCCUUACUUUUCUAAAUGGACCUGUAGAUGUUUGAUACAGCAGCAUCUUUGAACCACAACUGGAAAAUGUAUAUUGUACAAACCAAAUGUUGCAUUGCCCUUUUUUCCCCCAAAAUGGAUGCUUAAGGUUGUUUGGAAUGUUCUAGGUCUGUUUUUGAGUUUCAAUUAAUUUGCUGUAUGUAAAAUUGAGAAAUGAAAAUGGAAAAUGAGCAAAAAAAAUACUGAUCAAAACUGUUAUGUGG
This is a messenger RNA of Sinocyclocheilus rhinocerous, 1939 nucleotides long. RefSeq names its product carbohydrate (N-acetylglucosamine-6-O) sulfotransferase 2b (gene chst2b). Lineage: Eukaryota; Metazoa; Chordata; Actinopteri; Cypriniformes; Cyprinidae. Gene Ontology annotation, biological process: N-acetylglucosamine metabolic process; carbohydrate metabolic process; sulfur compound metabolic process. Bases 211 to 1608 code for a protein of 465 amino acids. Gene Ontology annotation, cellular component: Golgi membrane. The record is from RefSeq and is a predicted model, not a curated record. The transcript has a single exon. Gene Ontology annotation, molecular function: N-acetylglucosamine 6-O-sulfotransferase activity.